AGGGGGACAGAGAGAGAAGAGAGAGGGUGGAACAUAUCAAGAGGGGCAGGGAGAAAGGGGAGGGAGCACAGAGGGUUACCUCAUCCUGAACUGCUAGUGUUCACGGUGCAGUGGAGAAGUUGUGGGAAAGUAAACAGCAGAGGAACUGCAGCCUGUGUUCAGCCACUGGCAGCCUUCACAGCACACCAUAAAGAUGAGUGUGCUGAAGCCGGCACUGUGCUAAGAGUUCAUGGGAGGCUCCCAGGAUUAACCAGGUUCACCAGGGUGUGCCUGAAGCUUGUUGGAGGACACACUACUGAGGAGAAGGAGUGAUUAUGUCAACCGUGAUGUCUCAGCAACCGCCAAAGGAGGACGAAGAGGAGGAUGAUGAGGAGCAAGGGGAGGAGUUUCAGUUUGAUGACAGCACGGAUGAGGAUACGUUUUGUGAGGACAGUAGAGGGACCGGCUCGGACUGUGUGGCCUCUGUGCAGGUGUCAAACAAGGAGGACAGCGGGACAUCACAAACAAUCACUGACAGUAAACAACUCCCCAAAGCUUCGCCUCCUGCUGGACAGGAGGGGGACAUCCCAACCACCGCUGUAACAUUAAUUUCUACGGCAGAUGUUCCAGUUAGUGAGUCACCCAACUGGGUCUCGACAGCAGCAGCAGCAGCAGCAGCAGCAGCAGCAGCAGCAGACAAGCCCAGCACACCAGCAGGUACUUCUGUGGGAAAGGAGCUCUGUGGGCUUCCUGUGGCGCCGUCAGCUGCACAGACGCCGGCUGAUGCGGCAGACCACGAGAAAGAAACUCUCAAGGAAAUCUCAGACUCCAGGGACGCCUCUGAAGCGGCGUGUUGGGUAGAUGUCGAGCCACAAACGACAGCAGCUUCCGAGGUGAUCUAUGACGAUGUUCCCAGUGAGGAUCCCCUCUCUCCCGACGAAGAUAUGAUUUAUGAAGAUGUUCAGACUAGAAGCAGUGGUCCUUUGAAUGCAGACAACGGGUGGAGCUCCAGUGAGUUUGAGAGCUAUGACGAGCAGUCUGAUAAUGAUGCCAAACCACCUACACGGAGCAAGCUGUCUCCUGAUGUGCGCCGGCUGAGGGAACAGUGUGCCAGGACCAAACGUGAACUGGCCAUGAGACUGUCUGGCAAACACAACUAUGACAUCAAGGUUCAACAGCUCAUGAAGGCGGCGAAAAGUGGGACAAAGGAUGGACUUGAAAAGACCAAAAUAGCCGUCAUGCGAAAAGUUUCUUUCCUGCAGAGAAAAGAUCAGCUAGAAGAGGAGGAUGAUGCAGGAUACCUGGAUGUGGCUGUGUCAGAAGUGAAGCAUCCACCGCCACAACUGUGCCCCAUGCCAGACGGACUCACCAGCCACCAGGUUGUCAGACGCCAUAUCCUUGGCUCCAUCAUUCAAAGUGAGCGGAGCUAUCUGGAGUCCCUCAGAAGAAUCUUGCAGGAAUACCAUCGACCACUGAUGGAAACGGAACCGCGCAUCCUGAGUCCGAGGAAGAUCCGGCCUAUUUUUUUCCGAAUCAGAGAGAUCACGCAGUGCCACUCCAUGUUUCAGAUUGCACUGGCGUCUCGAGUGGCUGAGUGGGACAGCAGCGAGAAAAUUGGAGACUUAUUUGUGGCCUCGUUUUCCAAGUCCAUGGUGCUGGACGUGUAUAGUGAGUAUGUGAACAACUUCACCACUGCAAUGGCUCUCAUCAAAAAAGCGUGCCUGUCCAAACCGGCUUUCCUGGACUUCUUAAAGAAGAAGCAGGCAUCGAGUGUUGAUCGGAUUACUCUGUAUGGUCUAAUGGUUAAACCCAUCCAGCGAUUCCCUCAGUUCAUUUUGCUCCUACAGGACAUGCUUAAGAAUACACCGAAGGGCCACGUGGAUCGCCUGCCUCUGCAGCUCGCUCUGACGGAGCUGGAGAUGCUGGCGGAGAAGCUGAAUGAGCAGAAACGAGUUGCCGACCAAAUUACAGAAACUCAACAACUAGCCCGCAGCGUCAGCGAUCGGCUGCUCAGUAAGCAACUGAAUGCGGAGCAGGGGUCACUGGUCCUUUGUGAGACACUUAUUGAGACUGUGUAUGGCGAUCGGGGACAAGUCCUGAAGUCAAAGGAGAGAAAGGUCUUCCUCUUUGAUGAUGUACUCAUCUGUGCAAACAUAAAUGUCAAGGGGCCACCAGACAUCAGCAGCCUCGUCCCCGUCGGCCCCAAGUACACCAUGAAGUGGAGUGCCCCUCUGCAGCAGGUGCAGGUUGUAGAGGUGGGCCAAGAGGGCUCUCAAUGCAAAGAUACCGUCUUUCAGCAGAGUGGGGCGAGGCGGCCAAGUGGUGCCUGCACUUCAGGUAAAGCGAUCCUGGGCCCUCCACGUCUUUACCAGGAGCUUCAGGAACUGCAGCAUGACCUCUCUGUGGUGGAGGAGGUCACUCUUCUGGUGGGAACGCUGCAGGGAACAUACCAGAACCUGAACACAACUGUGGCCCAGGACUGGUGUCUGGCUCUGCAGAGGCUCAUUCGCAUCAAAGAGGAACAGAUCCAGAAUGCUAACAAAUGUCGCCUGCGUCUUCAGCUGCCCGGCAGACCAGAUAAGUCAGGGCGUCCUGUUAGUUUCAUGGUGGUCUUCAACACUGCCAACCCCCUAAGCAAGAUCUCUUGGGUCAACCGGCUACACUUGGCCAAGAUCGCACUACGGGAGGAGAAUUCACCAGGCUGGUUGUGUGGAGAGGAUGAAGGGAAAUUGAUGGCCCCGCUUUGGUGUCCACUGCUUUCCUGUCACAUCCCUGUCUUUGCGAUGAAGUCACCUGAGAGAAAGCUUGAAGCUGCCCUCCAUAAUCCUGUCCACUGUGCGUUGUUGGGCUUCUCUGCAGCGAGCACCUCCUUACCUCAAGGCUACCUAUGGGUGGCCGGUGGAGGAGAAGGUUCUCAGGGGCAUAUCGAGAUAUUUUCCCUGAACAGGCCCAUGCCACGGGCUGUAAAGAGCCUGCAGGUAGGCUCUGCUGUCCGAUGUCUGCAGUAUGUACCUGAACCUUCUCUGGUGGAAGAAAUUGAGGCUGGAGUUCACAAGGCACCCUCAGGGAUCGGCGCCAACAUUUGUGUCGGAUUGGAUGAUGGCCGCAUCCUGGUCUAUGGCAGUGUGGACACUGCAGCACAAUGCCUAUUGACCCUCCAUAACCCAGAUGGCUGCCCCGUGCUGUGCCUGAAGCACUCAUCUCGCUUCCUGUUUGCGGGCCUGCGGAACGGGACCAUGAUGGUUUAUGGAAGAAAUAAUAGUGAUGAUCUUUGGGAACCAGACUCCCGCAGAUGUGUGAACCUGGGUUCUGAAGCAGUGAGGACACUGUUGAUAUUAGAUGACUCAGUGUGGGCAAGCUGUGGGAACACUGUUACUGCUGUGGACAUACCCAGCCUCACCACUCAGAAAUUUGAAGUCCAUCCAGACCCGAUGGUGAGCGUGGCACACAUGGCAUGUGCCGGUGGAGGCGUGUGGAUGGCAUUUUCGGAGGGUUCCUCCAUUCGUCUCUUUCACACGGAAACACUGGAGCUUCUGCAGGAAAUCAACAUCUCGACGCGGUCGACGCUGCUCAACACUGGUCAUAAAAGCAUGCGAGUCACAAGUCUCCUCAUUUGCCAGGGGCUGCUGUGGGUGGGCACUGCCCAGGGCUUAAUUAUCACUCUGCCAGUCCCCAAACUGGAGGGCAUCCCAAAAAUAACAGGAAAGGGCAUGGUCUCUCUAAACGCCCACUGUGGGCCUGUUGACUUCCUAGUAGCCACCACCAGCACCCUGUCUCCUGAACUGCUCAAGAGGGAUUCUGUCGGGGAUAACCCCGACUCUGUCUGUGGAGGCGAGGACCGUAGUGACACCUCCUCUCAGGAAUCACUGCAACAGUCCAGCUCCUACCAGGGAGAGGGGAGAAGCAAAGGACGCGGCGUCCUGCUACAGUACAAGCUGCGCUCCACGUCGGGAUUACCUGGUCGUCCAUUAACGGCGCAGGGUGACGAGGCGUCCGACUCCUCCUUGGAGUCUCUGGAGCACAGUGUGGAAGAUGGAUCUAUCUAUGAGCUCAGUGAUGACCCUGAAAUGUGGGUUAGGGGGCGUCCUUGUGAGAGGAAUGGGGGACGGAGGGACAGGGUGAUCUCUGCCGCAGUUAUCUCUGGAGGCAAGGGCUUCCGCAGACUGAAAGAAGGGGCUCCAGCAGGUGCAAGGACAAAUGUGGAGGGUUUAGAAAAUAUUCUCAUGGUAUGGCAGCUUCCACUGACAGUGUGAUGUGGAAAAAAAAUAUUGCAAGGCGAUUUGUAUUUAUAGCUGUCGCCCCGGCUUAGUCUUGAAUAACCUGAAUAACCCUUAACGAGAAGGUGUUGCCAUUGUUAGAGAGCUUGACAUCUAAUGAUUAAGACUGUGGAAUAGGAACACUGAAGCAUGCUGUUUACGAAAUGUACUUUCAGCCCAUUAGUUGCUUGGAAAGUUCAGGAUUGCAUAUCAUCGCCUUUCCACCGGUGGAAAAGCUGCCACAGUUUAGUUCUGUGUCGUUGUUUUGAUGUGGUUCCUCCCUCCUGCUUUUUACUAAGGAUUGAUAAGCUGCAAUUUAACCUCAUCAUUGCGGCACGCACUCUGCCACAUUUAUUUUAUGCGAAGGACUUCUGUGUGAGCAGUCAUGGACGCCACACCUUCGAGAGGCAGCCUUUGUUCAAUCUGCCAUGCUCUGCGGUGCAAGAGAUGAACGUCUUUUAUCUGAUCCUGCGGGAGAGAUCCCAUCUGUUAAGAGCUGAAAGCUGGGGACUACCACCGCAUCACACAUAAGCACAUUACUAUCACUUUAUUAGCUUUGCCAGCCUUUCUCUCAUCCCAUACAAUGUGAAUGUAUGAAAUCUUAUAUUGAGCCUUGGCUCUUGUGAAAUAAUUCGAUUUUUUCCUAUUUUGUCGCAGCUGUUGCAAAAACAGACGAUAGUCACGCUCGCCGACGCUGGCUGCAGAAACUGCUUAAGAACAUUUUUAGACGGAAAUCUGUUAAUACACAAUAGAUAUUUUGCGCUGUAGAAAGGUUUAUUUUGUUGUGGAAAAUAAACAUGUCAAAGCAAUAAUAUUUUGUUCCACAUACUAAAAAUGCCAGAUAUCUCCUUUAUUAUUUACUAUCACCUGACAGCUACACAAAGCAAAUAUGGGUUUAAUAUUAAUACAAUGCACAACUCGCAUUAUCUGGACAUCAGUAACCAGCUAUUAGAUACUCUGUAUGAACCAAGGGAACCGACAGACAACAGACAUCAAUGGACAUGUUCAUAUGCACGUUCAUUGACAAUCACAUACAAUAAUCUGAUCAAAGGUGAUCACAUGUAGCUACACAGUACUGUGAUGUUAAUCAGGGCUCAGAGACAUUUAAACCUCGACCCGUCAGCACAUUUUCCUUGUUUUCAUGUUCACGCCACUGUUGUGUAAAUAUGUGAAGAUGAAUGCGAACAUUAACAUCAACAGCUGGUCAUCACUGUGUCGUGGCGUUGAAAGAUUACAUAGUCUACCUUUAUCCUGAAACACUCAUCAAACUGUUUUAAAGCCACAUUGAAUGAUAUAAAAAAAGGACAUUGUUAUUUGAAUGUGUACAGUUUUUUUUAACUUAUAAAGAAGAUAAGAAAGCAGCAGUAUAGUGAAUCUAAGUUGGUAUGAAAAGCGCUCAGUGGUACUUGUUUUAAAAUUGUGAAGUUUUUUGAUUUAUGGGUUUCUAAUUCAAUAAUAAUAUAGACAUUUUCAGGAUUAUUCAAAUUGACCAUCAACAUAUUUUUGGCAGAGAAAACAAAAGUUUACAUGGCACUUCUACUAGUCGUCUUUUCUCCACAUAUGGAUUCACAUCUUCAUCACAUCAUUUUCAUGUUUCUUCUCCUCCUCACAGCUGAAAUAAAAAAACAACAAAAAAACAUCCUGCUGUUAGCCAGAGUCAUUCAAAAAUACAAUGACUUAAGCUGUUCUUGGGUACUGUCAUCUAAAUGUAAAUCUCAAAGUCAAAAUGCCAAAAAUGUACACCCAGUAAUGUAUACUAAUUCACAUGAGACUCCUUUGCCACUGAUAUCUGGUAACACCUCCGUGGUCACUAUAGAAAUUGUUUGUUCAACCUUACUCUGAGGAGAAGAGUGCAUUCCUGCAGGAGCAGCCUCAUGAAAUAUACAUGACUCCUUCACCAAAGCUGCUCUGUUUCUCUGGCUCAUCUGUUAGCAGCUGUGAUGUCAUUUCAAAGGUGUGUUGGGCCUUCAAUAAGACACUGACUCCUUCAUUUACUUAUCUUUGUACAGGACACUAAAUAUGAUACUCGUGAAUGAAUGUAUUGUACUACUAAUUACAGCCGUUACUGUGCUAAUUAAACCUUUAUUCCCUUUUGUAAAGUGGACUGCAACAGUGUUGAUGUUUUGGAUGAGAUUGUGUUGUUUGUUUUUUUUACCUGUGGUAUCAAAGGUCAUAACAGUUGAUGAUGAAUGGGAUUUUAUUUGUGUAUAUUUGGUUAUUGCCCAUAUCUGUUGUGACAACGUGUACUUUAUGUUAAUUGCUGUGGAUGGGUAACAUGUUGAUAUCAAUGAAAAUUCUGGGGAGGUUUAAAAAAACAAAAACAGGAACGGUCACAUGAUCAGACUGGUUAUAAAAAAAUACAACCCUGCUUUACCAGACGUAUAUAAAUCUAUUAAAACUGACAAACUCCUCAAAGCUCAACUCAGUUUUACUCAGUGGUGUUUAUGACCAGUGCGAUCAUGUGACCACUUACAGGGAUGCUGCCAUGACCCUGCAUCUUAUUUUGGUAAGUACACUAUUCCUAUAACUUAAUAGAAAAUGAUUGUCAAACCUAAAUGUACAAAACAAAAAUAAAUCAGGAUGUAGUAUUUAGUUAUUACCUUAAAUGUUAAAACCUUUUCUAACAAAGCGUAUGUUAAAAAUAAAAACAUAUUUAAACUCUA
Molecule: messenger RNA, 6898 nt
Organism: Solea senegalensis (Senegalese sole)
Lineage: Eukaryota; Metazoa; Chordata; Actinopteri; Pleuronectiformes; Soleidae
Gene: arhgef10la
Product: Rho guanine nucleotide exchange factor (GEF) 10-like a
Exons: 27
Coding region: 315-4232 (1305 amino acids)
Biological process (GO): actin cytoskeleton organization; positive regulation of stress fiber assembly; SREBP signaling pathway
Cellular component (GO): cytosol
Molecular function (GO): protein binding; guanyl-nucleotide exchange factor activity
Source: RefSeq, a predicted model, not a curated record